Molecule: messenger RNA, 3704 nt
Organism: Fundulus heteroclitus (mummichog)
Lineage: Eukaryota; Metazoa; Chordata; Actinopteri; Cyprinodontiformes; Fundulidae
Gene: ugp2b
Product: UDP-glucose pyrophosphorylase 2b
Exons: 10
Coding region: 543-2069 (508 amino acids)
Biological process (GO): UDP-alpha-D-glucose metabolic process; glycogen metabolic process
Cellular component (GO): cytoplasm
Molecular function (GO): UTP:glucose-1-phosphate uridylyltransferase activity
Source: RefSeq, a predicted model, not a curated record
GCUGGACGGCAUUCCUGGAGGACGGUCAUCCAGCUUUCCUUCUUCCCUGAAGGAUGGUUUCAUCGCGCUUUUAACCUUCGCGGUUAAUAAUUGACAGUGUCGCCGUAGACGUGGACUCUGGGUUGAACAGAAGUGAUUAAACAAAAAAAAAAGUGUCUGGAAGGGGGGAGGAGGCAGAGGGAGAUAAAGUGUGAGCAGAGGUGUGUUUGGAUGUCACAGCCAGGUUUCGGGCCGCGGGCAUGUGAAAGAGGGAGGCAGAGUAACAGAUCCUGCUUGGCUCGGUUCCACGUUUCGCGCUGUGUCUUCUGUGGAGGGACGUCUGACUGCGAUGUGAUUCACUCGGCGAGGCUGACAGGGUGGCCCAGGUCCUCGGAUGGUUCAGAAAACGGGCUCCGCACGUUCGCGUUGAUUUACGGGAUGUGGCGUUCAAUGACCCGUCGCUUUUCACAGUGAAUCUCAUGGAGAGGACAGAACAACUUGAAAAUAGCACUUUAUCUGCUUGAAACUACUUGACUGGAUUGAUUGUACCUUGCAGCUUAAUCAUGUCACUUUAUAUAAAAGGUCUGAGUGAAAGACAGCCCCACAAAGGCAUGGCUCAGUUUCAGGAAAUAAUGCGGCAGCAGCUGGAGAGCUCCAUGGACGCCGAGCUGGAGAAGCUGGUGGACACGGUGACAGGGGCCGACAGAGAUGUCUGCAAGAAGGACUUUGAGGGCUUCAAGAACCUCUUCCACAGGUUCCUGCAGGUGAAGGGGCCGUCUGUGGAAUGGAUCAAGAUAAAAAGGCCUCCAGAAGACUCGAUCCAGCCGUACGAUAAGAUCGCGGCUCGGGGGCUGCCGGACAGCGUGGCCGACAGCCUGAACAAGCUGGUGGUGGUGAAGCUGAACGGAGGCCUGGGCACCAGCAUGGGAUGUAAGGGCCCCAAGAGCCUGAUCAGCGUCCGCAACGAGAACACCUUCCUGGACCUCACCGUGCAGCAAAUAGAGCACCUGAACAAGACGUACAACACUGACGUUCCACUGGUCCUCAUGAACUCCUUCAACACAGAUGAGGACACUAAGAAAAUCCUGCAGAAGUACACGCACCACCGGGUCAAGAUCCACACCUUCAAUCAGAGCAGGUAUCCACGCAUACACAAAGAGUCUCUCCUUCCCGUGGCCGCCAGCCUGAGCAUGACGGGCCAAAACGCCGACGGCUGGUAUCCCCCCGGCCACGGCGACAUCUACGCCAGCUUCUACAACUCUGGCCUGCUGGACCAGCUGAUCGCGCAGGGAAAGGAGUACAUCUUUGUGUCCAACAUCGACAACCUGGGAGCCACCGUGGACCUGCACAUCCUGCACCACCUGGUCAGCCAGCCCAGCGGCAAGCGCUGCGAGUUCGUCAUGGAGGUCACGGACAAGACGCGCGCUGACGUCAAGGGAGGCACCUUGAUUCAGUACGAAGGAAAGCUUCGUCUCCUUGAGAUCGCCCAGGUGCCCAAAGCUCACGUGGACGAAUUCAAGUCGGUCUCAAAGUUCAAGAUCUUCAACACAAACAAUCUUUGGAUCUCUUUGCCUGCUAUCAAGAGGCUGCAGGAGCAGAAUGCCAUGGACCUGGAGAUCAUCGUCAACCCGAAGACGCUCGAUGGAGGGCUCAACGUCGUCCAGCUGGAGACGGCGGUUGGCGCGGCGAUCAAAUGCUUCGACAACGCCCUGGGAAUAAAUGUCCCCCGCAGCCGUUUCCUUCCCGUGAAGACCACGUCGGACCUGCUGCUGGUCAUGUCCAACCUGUACAGACUGGAGGCCGGCUCCCUCACCAUGUGCCCCAAGAGAGAGUUCCCAACGACGCCUCACGUCAAACUGGGCAGCUCCUUCACCAAGGUUCAGGAGUACCUGAUGCGCUUUGAGAGCAUCCCUGACAUGCUGGAGCUGGACCACCUGACUGUCUCUGGAGACGUCACGUUUGGCAAAAACGUCUCGGUGAAGGGCACCGUCAUCAUCAUCGCCAACCACGGAGAUCGGAUCGAUAUUCCGGCCGGCUCCAUGCUGGAAAACAAAAUAGUGUCUGGCAACCUGCGCAUCCUGGACCACUGAGGCCUUUCCUCACCCGCCUCCACCUCCCCUCCACUGUGCAGCCCUCAUCAUGUGCCCCUUUGUCCUGUUCAGCCACCAAAAAACAGCUGCAGAGGACACGACUUCUCCCCCUGAAAGUUGAAACUAGGAUAUACUGCCCUCUUCUGGCUGCUUAGUAUAUAACCAUUAGAAAGUGUUCAUCAGAGUUAAUCAUAAUUAUGACCUUAAUGAAGCCUUGAUUUAUAGAUAGAAAAAAACACUUAACCGAAAUAACCUAAAAAAAAAAAGGAAUACCUUUUUUAAACUGUUGCUGUUCUUGACAUAAAAUCUGCAUUAGUAGAUUCAAUGAUGGCACUAAGAAUAUAUUUAGGACUCCAAAUAUUAAUGGAUAUUGUCUCUUAGCAGUAGUGAUGCAAUCUCAUGGUGUACUAAUGUGAAAGUCAAGUCAGCUCGAUUAGGGCGGUGCUUUAGGCAUUAAUUAAAAGUAGAGACAUAGUUACAUUUUGGCUCUGCAACUGAUACAUGUAUGUCACCCUGGCAGACAGACACACAAGACUGAAAGUACUUGAAACCUGUUCUACAGAAUUUAACAGGGCGCACUUAAACGCAGCAUGCCACAGCGAGGUGUAGUUCAAGUUCGUUCACAGCUCAGUGCCUACAUGUUUUACCUGGGAUGCCACUGAUAAAAUAUAAAACACUGACAGCAUUCCUAAAGUUCAUCUUACAGCCAGAGAAAACAAACAAAAAAAGUGUGAAAAUAAAAAUUGGAUUAAAAAAAAAGUGGGUAAUUGGCUCAGAUGUACCAGGAAUGUUCUUUGUGACAUUUACGGUACACCUAAGACUUCCUGUGAGAGAAAAGAAGCUUAAUGUGUAGGGCUGGGUUAGAGAGCAAGUUGUGAUUUACUUUUUUCUGUCUACAUUUACCUUCACACACACACAUUUAAAUACAUAGGUGCUCGUUGGACUUCAUUAAAAUAUGAAAUUAAUAAUCGAAGCGGCAUUUGGCCCAACAAAGGUACAGUUUUCAGAUUGUGGAGCCAUUAAAUAAACCUGAGGGGACAAAUUAGAUGCCUCGGGUUGGUAGCUUGAUUUAUUUUAAAAACCAUAAAAACUGUGAGAGAUCCCUGUGUACUUCCAUUGCAAAUAUUCAGUGUCCCAUAGAACCAUGCUCAAAUGAAGUGUGUGCUACAGAGCAGAAGGUGUUGCUUGAACAAGCUGAAGUCCUGUUUUCAUGUUCUUGCACAAGGAGGACCUGACAGCAUCCAUAUUCAGGCAUGUUGUAACUUUAUACGUUUGCAGAAAAGCCUUUAUUUCCCCCCAUGAGAUUAUAAAAAGUCAGCUUUGAGCAUUAUAUGUGUUAGAUUGCAGCAUGUUGUGUGGUCUGAAGCUUCUUUGUCCACCCAACUCACCCAAAUGCUUGUUUGUUUCCGCUGUGGGACAGGAUGUGCAGUAUUUCCUGUUGUGUUGGUUUACAACAGGUUUUUAUUCAUUUCCAAAUCAUGUACACAAACUCGUUACGUGGGGAAUACUUGAGACGGUUUUGGCUGGUGCGCACAAGAUCCUUGGAAGCAAUAAAUGUUGAUCUGUGACAGCAACAAGGUCCCAGCCCAGUUCUGCCUCCUCAGAGCUGAAUAAAGUGCAAUAUGAAGUACCGAA